AUGGCUGCCUCCACCAUGUCUGUCUGCUCUGAUGCUUGCACCAACUCCUCCUGGCAAGUGGACGACUGCCCAGAGAGCUGCUGUGAGCCCAGCUGCUCCCCUUGCCUGACCCUCCUCUGCACCCCAGUGAGCUGUGUGUCCAGCCCCUGCUGCCAAUCUUCCUGUUGUACACCCUCAUGCUGCCAGCAGUCUAGCUGCCAGCCAGCUUGCUGCACCUGCUCCCCCUGCCAGCCAUCCUGCUGUGUGACUCUUUGCUGCAAGCCUGUCUGCUGCACACCCAUCUGCUGUGGAUCCUCCUCAUGCUGCCAGCAGUCUAGCUGCCAGCCCUCAUGCUGCCAGCAGUCUAGCUGCCAGCCCUCAUGCUGCCAGUCCUCAUGCUGCCAGCAGUCUAGCUGCCAGUCCUCAUGCUGCCAGCAGUCUAGCUGCCAGUCCUCAUGCUGCCAGCCCUCAUGCUGCCAGCCUUCCUGCUGUGUGCCUCUCUGCUGCAAGCCUGUCUGCUGCACACCCAUCUGCUGUGGAUCCUCCUCAUGCUGCCAGCCCUCCUGCUGUGCUCCUGUCUGCUGCAAGCCCUGCUCCAGCAUGUCCCUGCUCUGCCGCCCCGUGUGCAGACCCGCCUGCUGCGUGCCCACCUCCUCCUGCUGUGCCUCCUCCUGCCAGCCCAGCUGCUGCCGCCCAGCCUCCUGUGUGUCCCUGCUCUGCCGCCCUGCCUGCUCCCGCCAGGCCUGCUGUGGCCUCUCCUCGGGCCAGAAGUCCAGCUGCUGCUGA
Molecule: messenger RNA, 765 nt
Organism: Psammomys obesus (fat sand rat)
Lineage: Eukaryota; Metazoa; Chordata; Mammalia; Rodentia; Muridae
Product: keratin-associated protein 10-9-like
Exons: 2
Coding region: 1-765 (254 amino acids)
Cellular component (GO): keratin filament
Source: RefSeq, a predicted model, not a curated record